AUGUGCAUCUUCAGAGGCAUCCUGGAGUUUCUACAGCUCCUGCUAUCCUUAAUGGUUUCAUUUUUGAAGAAUCUAAUCUUAUGCAUAUUUCCUUCAUGCAAAAGAAAUUUUGCUGGUGAAAUAGUGCUUAUUACUGGCUCCGCAAAUGGGAUUGGAAGGCAGAUCGUCUUAAAAUUUGCUCCUCUAGGAGCAACCUUGGUUCUCUGGGACAUUGAUGAUGAAGGUAACAAAGAAACGUGCAGAUUAGCCCAGCAACGUGGAGCUAAACGCGUGUUUGUGUACCACUGUGACUGCAGCAAUAGGGAGGAGGUGUAUGCACAGGCCGACAAGGUUAGAAAAGAAGUUGGAGAUGUUACUAUUCUAAUCAAUGAUGCUGGCAUACUGCCUGGGAAAAUGUUCAUUGACACGCGAGAUGAAGAUUUUGAAAAUACUUUAAAAGUCAACUUCUUCUCUCAAGUCUGGACUUGCAAGGCCUUUCUUCCAGCCAUGAUGCGCUGCGACCGUGGACACCUGGUUAGCAUGUCCAGCUCAGCAGGAUUGUUGGGAGGAUACAGAAGUUCAGAUUACUCUGCAAGUAAAUUUGCAAUUGUGGGAAUGAUGGAAGCCAUAAAUUCGGAACUGUAUCACACAGGAAAACGAGGAAUUAAAUUCACAAUAAUUUGCCCAUAUUUUGUUAAUACUAAAUUAGCUAGAGGUUUUCAAAGCGAAAGCCCCCUUCUUCCUGUGUCCGAGCCAGAUUAUGUAGCCAGCAGGAUUGUGGAUGCAAUUCAAAGGGAUAAAUUUUAUCUAGUCAUGCCUCUGACUAUAUACAUUGAGGCUCUUAAAUUUCUCUUUCCUAGAAAAGUCAUACUGUUCCUGGAAUCCUGCUUUAAGAUCCCUGACAGCAUGGAGAAAGCCUACGGUCGGAAUAAAAAGGAAUGA
Molecule: messenger RNA, 921 nt
Organism: Mesitornis unicolor (brown roatelo)
Lineage: Eukaryota; Metazoa; Chordata; Aves; Mesitornithiformes; Mesitornithidae
Gene: SDR16C5
Product: short chain dehydrogenase/reductase family 16C, member 5
Exons: 6
Coding region: 1-921 (306 amino acids)
Cellular component (GO): lipid droplet
Molecular function (GO): oxidoreductase activity, acting on the CH-OH group of donors, NAD or NADP as acceptor
Source: RefSeq, a predicted model, not a curated record